UUAUCUAUUAAUAAUACAAUAUUAUGAACUCUAGCCGUUUCACAGUAUUUCGAACUAUACUGUGACACUGUGUUUGAUGAUUUUUUUGUUGGCACAGGUGUGCGUGUUAGUGAACCUGUGAUGUAAAUGUAAAUAAUAAAAUGCCUCUUUUCCGAGGUAAACUACUCGAUAAAAUAUGCCGAUUCGUGAGAUGUUUACUGUGAAGGGCUCCAUUCUUUCCAUCCGUGUUUCAAAAUUAUGGCUGAAGACGAGGAUUUUCCUGGUCGACUGUUACACCAGGUUGCAUUAUGGGACAAUGUAGACUUUUUGACAGACCUCCUUAAAGACGACGAGCAUAAAAAAUUCAUAAACAGCCGUGAUUCAUGGGGACGCACUGCUCUUCAUGCAGCAUGUUCAAAUGAAAGUUCUGAUUGUCUGGAAAUAUUACUCAAUGCUGGUGCUCUUGUAGAUACACCAUGUGGUCCUCGUGGCGAGUCCAGGACAGCAUUACAUAUAAGUGCACAUAUUGGAUGUCCGAAAAAUAUACAAACACUUUUAAAUCACAAUGCAAAUGUAAUGUUGCAAGACUCUAAUGGAUUUACAGCACUUGAUAUAGCUCUUAAUGCAGAAAAUACUGUUUGCAGCAAAUUGCUGAAAGAUGCUUCAGAUUCUUGGGAAGAGUCACAAAUUACAAUUCAUAUGGCUUUGCGAGAAGCGAUCUGUAGAGGUGAUAUUAGUACGACCAAAACAAUUUUGUCAGAACUUGGAUCUAAGGAAGAAUUUAUUGUUAACAUGGCACCUAAUGGUACCACUACAUUAUUGUACUGUGCUUGUGAAGUGGGUAAAAAAGACUUAGUGAAAAUGUUACUGGACCAUAAAGCUGAUGGUAGAAUACAUCCAAUCACUCRGUAUUCUCCUCUUUACAUUGUUGCUUUCAAAGGGAAAAAAGAUGUUUUUGAAAUUCUUCUCAAGAAAUUCCCUGAUCUCAUUCGACAAACUACUGUUGAAAAAUGGUUGCCAAUUCAUGCGGCAUGUAUAAAUGGAAAUAUUCAAGUCUUAGAGCUUCUACUAAAAUAUUCUUAUCCUCCUAAUAUGUUGAUAAAAUUAAGAAAAGAUAAUUGGGAAUAUGACGUCCCAUUUGACAUAAACACUAAAGAUGUCAAUGGUCAAACAGUGUUGUAUUUGGCUUGUCUCUUAGGAAACUCAAAAAUUGUUGACAUACUGUUGAAAUACCAAGUGAAAGCUAUAAAGAUUAGUGGCACUGAUGGAGUUUCUGCAAAAGAUGAUAAUAAUGACAUAUCAAAACGUAGCCGUAUUUCUGAAGGUAUACAGUCAAUAGUCUCUCGUCUUAGAGGGAGUAUGACAAAGGAAAUUGAUUUGAAUGARAAAAACAUAAGACCUGUAGAAGUAAAUGUGUAUUGUAAUGAAGAAGCUCCAGAAACAGCUCUUCAUGCUGCUGUACGAAACGGAUAUAAAGAUGUGGUUAUCGCRUUACUUGAAAAUGGUGCCGAUCCUAAUCUACUAACUUUACAACCAACUGCUGAUUACAAACAAAAAGAUGACGAUGUUCGAGAAGCUGGUACUUCUCCAUUGACUCUAGCAUGUAGUAAAGGAGAUACAGCUAUUGUUGAAUUACUGUUGAAAUAUGGCUCUAGAGAUGAUGAUUGUAAAGCUCUUGCAGCUGCAAUGUUAACUAAAAACCAACAUUUAAUUACAACAUUGCUCGGGACUAAAGCUUUUGCUGAUCCCGAACACAAGAUUAAUAAAAAGGCUAUGACGGAUAAUAUUGCAUCACAAUUUGGUGGUCUAUCAAGUUUAACAUACAGUAACAUAUUUCCUAGUACUCCAGUUAUGAUAAAUUGGCAUAGUCAGAGAUGUAAACUUGAAUCCAUAAAAUCACAGUGKCUGAUUGACGGUGCUCUUCAUAUUAAUCCAAGAUUAAAAAUGAAUCCUCGAAGUAGAGAAAUUGUUUUGUUUGCUAUAACUAGAUUGGAUAUAUCAAAUAAUUCGCUAACCCAAGUGCCGGCAAUCAUUUUUCAAUUACAGAGUCUCAGGUAUUUAAAUUUGGCUCAAAACAAAAUUGAAAGAUUACCCGAUCCUAAAGAUUCUCAUCAAGUAACCUCUCCUACUAGCAAGAAAAUGUCCAAACUAUACAAAUCUAUCUAUACAGCAAAUGUUCUAGAGGAAAUUUACUUGCAAGAUAAUCGUCUUGAUAAAAUUCCUGAAGAACUAUUCAGACUGCCUUCAUUAACUACACUUGACUUGUCCAACAACAAACUUCAUUCUGUACCUUUUCAAAUGUGGCGAGCGCCUAAACUAAAAGAUUUGAAUAUGGCAUUCAACUUGAUAAAAGAACUUCCAUAUGCUCAAUCAGAAGAUGAAGCCAGAAGUUUACGAGAAAAAUCUGUUGGAAGAAUUCCCAUAUUAGACAAGGCUUAUGAAGUUAAAGAAAUUGAUGUCAAUGAUAUUGAUGAAAGUAUACCAUUAGUUCAUCAUAAUGUUUGGAAUCACACCAUUGAAAUAAUGGAACAAAUCGUAAGAGUUGAUGAUACAUCAGAAGUAAAAUCUAACAACUCACAAUUAUCAUCAUUGAACUUAUCACAUAAUAGAUUUAGCUCAAUACCUCCUGUACUCUCAUGUUUAGCCGUAAACCUGACACGACUAAACAUGUCGUAUAAUUGUCUCAGAACAAUGAGUUAUAUUACAUCAUAUCCCAGUUCACUCAAACAAUUAGACCUAAGCCACAAUAAAAUAUGUGUUUGGCCUAGUUUACCUCAAAUUAAUCUAGAAGAGGCUACACCUGAUCAAGAAAAUCUAUUAUGUUAUAGAUUGGAAACUGGACAAGUUCCCAAAUCAACUGUACCAUCAAAAAUACGAACUAGUAGACGAAUGUCAUUACGAGCAAAUAUUUUGAACCGUGUAUGUUCACACAGACGCCAUUUAAGGCUUGAAAAUUUAAGAACUUUAAUGUUAGCCGAUAACUGUAUGAACAGAAUACAAUUGUCAACUGAUGAUGAUGGAUUUUCUACUGUUUCAAACGAUUCAGCUGAUGAGUUGGAUGACUGGGAAACAGUAGGUGCAGUUGUGGGACAUUCAAAAUCAAAAUUAAUUUUUCCUAACUUGAGCAUGUUGGAUUUAAGUAAUAAUCAAUUAAAAGAAAUUCCUUCUAAUAUAAAUGAACUCAUUAACUUGUCUGUUUUAAACAUUAGUGGAAAUAAAGAUGUAACAGAACUACCUUCACAAAUGGGUCUAUUGUCUCGAUUGUGGAAUUUAAACACCAGAGGCUGUAGCCUUCAGGAACCACUUAAAUCUAUGAUUGAUUCAAAUAAGUAUAAAACAAUGGAUGUUAUUGGUUAUUUGAAGUCGGUUCUUGAAGAUGCUAAACCAUAUGCUCGCAUGAAAUUAAUGAUUGUUGGYGUACAAGGAAUUGGUAAAACAUCAUUAUUGGACCAACUUAGGCAAGAAGGCAUUGGCAAUUAUAAAAAAAAACCUAUAGAUCAUUGGGCAAAACGAAUGGGAAAUAAAAGUAUAAAUCAAAAGACCAACAAAGGGACAAAUAUUUCAACAGUUGGUGUUGAUAUUGGUGAUUGGGUGUAUGAAAAAAAAAUCAGAGGCAAUUCUCAAUAUGGCCCAGUGAUGUUUAGAACUUGGGACUUUGGUGGACAAAAUGAAUACUAUGCCACACAUCAAUACUUCUUAUCCAAAAGAAGCUUGUACAUUGUGGUUUGGAAAAUCACAGAUGGUCAUCGAGGAAUUGCAGAAAUCUUGCAAUGGCUUGUCAACAUUCAAGCCCGUGCGCCAAAUUCACCUGUUAUAAUUGUUGGUACACAUUACGAUGUCAUAAGUACUAUGUCUCCUGAAUAUCAUUCAGAACAAUUACAACAACUAAUCAGAGAUCGAUUUAUCAAUAUAGUGGAUGCAGAAAAAUAUGGUUUACCUAGAGUGUUAGAUACAAUUGAAAUCAGUUGUAAAACAAAGCAUAACAUUAAACUUUUGUGUAAUAUUAUUUACGAUACAGUAUUCAGUCUUAGACCUCCUGGAAGCAAAGAACUUUUAUUGGAACAAAGGGUUCCAGCAACAUAUUUAGCAUUAGAAGACAUUGUGAGCCACAUAGGAUCUGAAAGACGACAAGCUGGCAUGGAUCCUGUUUUAAGCUUGGAUCAAUUUAGAACUGCAGUUAAUGCAGAAAUGUUAUCUAGAUACCAAAAAUCAUUUCGAGAUAUGGCUGAACUUAACCAAGCAAUUUUGUUCUUACAUGAAAAUGGUGUUCUGUUGCAUUACGAUGAUGCAACAUUGAAAGAUCUAUAUUUUUUAGAUCCACAAUGGUUAUGCGACAUGUUAGCACAUGUAGUAACAAUUAGAGAAAUCAAUCCUUUUGCUCGAUCAGGUGUAAUGAAAUUAGAUGAUCUACAAAUUGUGUUGAAAUCAUCUACAUGUACAAGAGAAUAUAUUGUUAAUUUGCUCAAUAAAUUUGAAGUAGCGCUAACUUGGGACAGUAGAUCUUUAUUAAUACCAUCUCUUUUACCAUCAGAAGAGGAUAUGUAUAGUCAAAGAGCACAACCGGUAUCUAUCAAAGUUCCAUUGAAAUCAAAAAUUCAUAAAUUAAGAACUAAAGUUUCAAGUCCACCAACAUUAGAUUUAAUUGACAUCGGAGAGCAUAUARCAAGUCGUUCAGAUCCAGAAGUAUCAGUUCGCCGUUUAUUACUCAUGUCAUAUUUUCCAUCUGGCUUUUGGUCUCGGCUAAUAACUCGAAUUCUUGGAGAUGACACAAUUAUCCAUGUGAUCAGACAAUUUUUUAUGCCAACAGAGGUGAAUGGUGAUGAUUUUAUGUGCUCUGAUUUUCAAACUCACUUUGAUUGGAUUUUAUGGCAAACUGGAAUUGAAUUAAAAUUUGCUAAUAAAAUUACUUUGUUUCGCAUGAAAGAAGUAAUACAACGAAACUUUCCUAUAAAUUAUAGACAUUUAAGAUUUCAACUUUACCAAGAAAACUCUUGGUAUGAUAUACCAAUAAAAACUUCUUCUAUUCUUGAAACUUACUUACCUUUAGAUACAGUAAUUAUAAAGAGACCAAUAAAAAAUAAAGAUGAAGAAGACAUAGGUUUCAGAGCUAUUGUAUUAGAUCCAUCUCCUGUACAAGCAGCAAAAUUAUUGGCCUUAGUAGUGGACCAUAUAGAUGUACUACUAGAAGACUGGUAUCCAACAUUAGGUACCAGAUUUGUUCAUACAUCUGAAGGAAAAUGUUUAGUAACUAGACUUGUUCCAUGUCCAAGGUGUUUAGCUGGAAGUGUUGAAGCUGAUAGUAUUUCAAUUGACAUGAAAGAUGAUGAUGGUAUGAGUAAAAUAGAUCAUAUUUCUAAAGAGUUUUUAAAGAGAGAUUCGGACAAUAAAAACAUUGUGCGCAAAUCACAAGAAAGUUACAAUGGUUCUGACGGGGGUGACAGUGGUUUUGGACAUGAUAUUAGUCCACAAUCAAGUAGAAAAGUAUCUGUUGAAGGUCAUUCCUUAGCAUCAGAUGAUCAAGUUGAAGGUACUAUACAUUACGGAUGGAUAGUGGAAGAUUGUAUUCUAGCUGCAUCAUCAGUGGAUAAACUUUGUGUUGUAUGUCCCAAGCAUGGAGAUUUACCUUUGGCACAGGUUGCUCCUGAUACUGUAUUUUUGGAUUUGGGUGAAGAAUUAAUCAUCAAUGAUCAAGAUAUUAUUCGAGGUAAAUUAUUAGGCCGUGGAGCAUUUGGUUUUGUUUUUAAAGGCGUGUGUAAAGGAAAAAAACCUGGUAAUAGUAUACAAAUUGCUAUUAAAAUGCUCCAGCCUGUGCCACCAGGGCCUAAUGCUAGUCAGUCUGCUGUUAUAGCCUAUAAAGGAGCUCAAGCAAAAUGGGACCGUGACCCUCUUCAAUAUACAUGUAAAUCUUAUUGUAGUGCUAGACAAGAACUAAAUAUAAUGCUGAAUCUGAAACAUCUAAAUAUUGUUCCAUUAAUUGGUGUUUGUACAAAACCAUUGGCACUUAUUCUCGAUCUUGCACCAAUGGGGGCAUUGGAUCAGAUUUUAAGGAACUAUCGAAGGUCUGGUUCAAAAUUUGACCCUCAUAUUCUGCAACAAAUUGUUUUCCAAACUGCAAAAGCAUUAGAAUAUUUACAUCAGCAGCGAAUUAUAUACAGAGAUUUAAAAAGUGAAAAUGUCCUUGUUUGGUCUAUCCCAGUGCCACUUCAAGAUCCUUAUGCAGUUAACACUCAUGUUAAGAUGGCAGAUUACGGAAUUAGUCGCUUAUCUCUACCAUCUGGAACCAAAGGUUUUGGUGGUACAGAAGGUUUUAUGGCUCCUGAAAUAAUAAAAUACAAUGGUGAAGAAGAAUAUACUGAAAAAGUAGACUGCUUUUCAUUUGGUAUGUUUAUUUAUGAACUGGUAACUAUGCAUCAACCAUUUGAAAAUCAUGAAUCUGUAAAAGAAAGUAUAUUAGAAGGACAUCGGCCAGCAUUGACAUAUAGAGAAACAGCUUAUCCAAGUUAUUUGCUUGAUUUGAUGGCAGUGUGCUGGUCUCAAAGUCCAAAAGAACGUCCUUCAGCCAGCCAAAUCGUUUCUAUAGUGUCAGCUCCCGAAUUUACUCAUUUAUACGAUGUAGUCUCUCUGAGCCAUUCAGCUGAUGUGAUUUCUUGUACUCGAAUACCAUUACCACUUAGUGAAGAUAACGAGAAUAGUGGUGACGAAAUAUGGUUACCUUGUUCUAAUGGAAAACUUGAUAGAUUGGCAUUUAGCAUCACAAAUUGGUUUCAUUAUAGAAGUACAAAUGUUGCACAUAAAAUUACAACCAUUUGUUCAGUAGAUGAUUAUAGUGUUUGGUUAGGAGAUGUAGAAGGACAAAUUCAUGCUUACUCGACUAAUGAUAGCAAGUACAUGUUUAGCUAUAAACUUACAACAGACGAUCAAAAAUUUGGAGUGAAGCGCAUAGUAACACUGAAAGAUAGACAUAGGGUUGCAGUAGGUUUGGAAAAUGGAAGAAUAUUUCUUGUAAGAAGUGACAUGUCACCUUUAGCUCCAACCAUGGGAGAAGGAAGUUUUGUGAUGAGUGAACUCGGUAGUUCUACCAUUCUGUUUGAUUUUAUAGCUGUUGAUAGUAAUAAGACUUGUGAACUAUGGUGUGGAGAGAAUCAAGGCCGAAUAUCUGUUUAUACUAUAAAACAAAAUGUGGCAAUAAAUUAUGAAGUUCUUAAACAUUUUGACUACACCGGCUUGGAGACACAAGUAAUGUCUUUGACCACUUCUCGUGGUCAUAAUUUAGUAUGGUCAUAUGUGCAUCCAGGUUGUAUUGUUUAUCAAUGGGAUGUAGCUACCAGAAAUAUAAUGAACAAGUUAGAUUGUUCAAAACUAAUACCGUGUUCAGAAAGUUUAAAAUCUAUUAGUAUAGAAGAACGAUUAAGCCCAGGAAAAUGUCAGAUCACCAGUAUUUGUGCAGUUGGUGAUGAACUAUAUUUAGGUACUGCCUGGGGCUGCAUUGUAGUUGUUGAACAAGAUACUGCUAGGCCUAUUACUGUAUUUAGACCUUAUGAGCAAGAAGUAACAUGUAUUGCGGCUGCUUGUGAAGGUAAUGCUAUCAUAAGUAUUGGCCAUGGAUACCGAAGUUUAUUGAAAAGGUACAUAUCUCAUUGUAAUGAUAUGGCCGACAUAACAGGUACAACAUUUGCAAUACUUUGGUCAACACGCAACUGGAAUGCUUAUUAAUAUAUUAUUUAAUCCAAUAUAUAUUUCAUUUUAUGUCAUUAUUCUCAAAUUAAAACAUUUUUAUUUCUUGAAAACAUUGGAUAUAAAAAAAUUAUCUAUCAAUAUCUACCAAAAGUAUGACUUCUUAAAAUUAUUCAAUGACACAGAGAAACAAAUUUGAUUAAUGUGCUCUAUUUCCAUAAUAACAUAUUUUAACAUACUUGUUAUCAACAAAAACCAUUACUUUAUUACAAUACUUUUAAAGUUGUUCAUGAUUUUAUAAGAGAAUGCUACUACUUAUUGAUUUGUUAUUUCUUUCUAUUACUUCUAAAUUAGCUCAUUGUUGAAUAUUUUUGUUAUUGAAUUUAAAGAGAAACUAGGUCUAAGUUGAAGUUAAAAUAUUUUUAUCUUCAAUUAUUUGUAUAAAAGUGUUAACUUUUAAGUUCAUUGAUAAAUGUAUGAUUAUUAGAGUGAUGUUUAA
This is a messenger RNA of Diuraphis noxia (Russian wheat aphid), 8152 nucleotides long. It is a transcript of the gene Lrrk, whose product is annotated as Leucine-rich repeat kinase. NCBI's taxonomy places the organism in Eukaryota, Metazoa, Arthropoda, Insecta, Hemiptera, Aphididae. Gene Ontology annotation, biological process: protein phosphorylation. Gene Ontology annotation, molecular function: protein kinase activity; ATP binding; protein binding. The record is from RefSeq and is a predicted model, not a curated record.